UCAAAUUGUCAGUGAUCUAUAGUCUCUGCUUGGCUACAAUGAAUGAAGUGGUCGUGUUUGUGUAAAUGAUAGUGGAACAAAGAAUUUACAAGACGAAUUAAAUGAGGCUCGGCAGAGUAUCGCUGUUUAACAUUACUCAUGAGUACGGAAGAGACUCUGUUGAACCUCGAUUUCGACAAGCCGCACAAUCCAAUUACGCUGCCGGAUGACGGCGUGGUAUCUCUGUCCAGUAGUGCUGAGGAGAUUUGUUUAGUGCCAGAGGUCGGUUUUGAGGGCAACGUGGAUUCCCCGGGGGUCAACCGGGAGUCGCAGCCGCUCCUGGGCGGCCGUGGCGACUUCGAAGUGUCCUACAACCAUUUUCCAGAUGACCCGCAGUUCAGUGAGCUGGUGUGGCAGGCGGAGGUGGCCAUCGACAACAACAUUUUCCCAGAGAGGAUAUACCAGGGCUCCAGUGGCUCCUAUUUCGUAAAGAACCCUGGUGGAAAAAUAAUAGGCGUAUUCAAACCAAAAGACGAGGAGCCGUACGGCCGGCUAAAUCCAAAAUGGACGAAAUGGAUGCACAAGCUCUGCUGCCCGUGCUGCUUCGGCAGGUCCUGUCUGAUCCCCAACCAGGGGUACCUCUCGGAGGCCGGUGCGAGUCUCGUCGACACCAAGAUUGGACUCAAAAUCGUGCCAAAAACUAGGGUGGUGAAGCUGGUAUCGGAAACGUUCAACUACUUGCGGAUAGACCGGGAGCGCUCGCGGCUCAAGCGAGCCAUCACCGAGCAGUUCCCCAACCUGAGGUUCAACAGGAUGGGACUCCCGCCUAAGGCGGGAUCGUUCCAGCUGUUUGUGGAGGGCUACAAGGACGCGGACUACUGGCUGCGGCGCUUCGAGCAGGACCCGCCGCCCGCGCACGUCAUGAGGAAAUUCCAGCUACAGUUCGAACGGCUCGUCGUGUUAGACUACAUCAUAAGGAACACGGAUCGCGGCAACGACAACUGGCUGAUCAAAUACGACGCGCCGCAGGUCACGCCGCGGGGAGACAUCGACAUGACCGACCCUAGCAAUUGGCAGACGCCGGAAGUGUCGAUAGCGGCCAUCGACAACGGGCUGGCGUUUCCGUUCAAGCACCCCGACUCGUGGCGAGCCUACCCCUACCACUGGGCCUGGCUGCCGCAGGCCAAGCUGCCCUUCUCGCAGGAGACCAAAGAGCUAGUACUUCCGUUAUUAUCAGACAUGAACUUCGUCCAGGAACUAUGUGAUGAAUUAAAUUUAUUAUUCAAACAAGACAAAGGGUUCGACAAGGGUCUGUUCGAGCGGCAGAUGUCGGUGAUGCGCGGCCAGGUGCUCAACCUCACGCAGGCGCUCAAGGACAACAAGAGCCCCGUGCAGCUGGUGCAGAUGCCCGCCGUCAUCGUCGAGAGGUCCAAAAGCGGGUCGACGUCGUCACGGUUCUUCGACUCGUUCCAGCAGCGCUUCCAGCACAAGUCACCUUUCUUCUCCUGGUGGUAGCGACCUAAACAAAUGGUGAUAAUACGCGGUGAAGUUAUUAGUAAAACAAUUGUAUGUAUAUUUAUGUAUGUUAAUGUAAAAUAGUGCAUAUUAAUAUAAAUUAGGUACUGCUGGAUUUAUGUAACUUAAUUUAUGCUAUAAUUUUAUAUCUACUUAAAAAUGUUCAACUUGUAUACAUUGGCUCGGUGCCUCUUCUUUCACUUGAAUACAUAUUGGAUUCCUAAGGGUGGUAUUCUACCUGUCCAAUUUCUUUGUCCGAUGUGCGAUGCGUCUCACUUUCUCGUUAAACAAAAUGUGAGACGCCAAUAUAUAUUGGACCAAUAUAUGGGACAGAUGGAGCACCCCAAUGUAAAGUAUCAUGUGACAUUUUGAAUUGUCAUUUAUUUCCUUAAACCGUUACCUAUUAACCUAAUUGGUUAUUUCAGUUAUUUGUGAUAGGUUCACUUAUACUAAAUAAAUGUGUUUAGGAAAUAAGCAAAUGGAAAUUUAGCUAACUGCAUAAUUGGGGGAACAAAAUUCGGAGAGUGAUAGGUUGUCGAAUGUUACUCAUGUUAUUAUAUAUUUCACUCGACGCAAAGUACUGGGCUAUAACCGCGAAAAUCGAAGUUCGCAAAUUGCGGGCAUUUUUCUCUGUCACUCUUAUUACGCCUUCAUUGGAGUAAAAGAGAAAGAUCCCCGCAAUUUGCGAAUUUCGGUUUUCGCGGUAGCCCCUUUGGACUGUAAAUCAUAGAGCAAACUUUAUUUAUUUUUUGUAUAACAAAUCUCAUUUAAUACUUAUUCGUCCAGUGUUUACGCACUUAAUAUUCCCAUCAUGAACUUGCAUUAAACAUUUUUUAAAUUCAUCCGUUCUGAUCAGUGCUUACUUGCUUAACCCUUCGUAUGUCUAAGCACUGAUCAGUGCGAACGAAUUUAAACCUAUUGUAUUAAACAAAGGAUUUUAAUUCGAGCGCACUGAUCAGUGCUUAUACAGACGAUAGGUUAAACAUACGAAGGUUUAAGCAGCUUGGAUUUUUUUUACAAUUUAAAAUAUACAUAUCUAAAAUACUCCAAAACAGUGGUUCAGUACAAAGUGUAUGUUUUUUUUUAAAAUCAGCAGUACUAAGUAUAAAAUUUGUUUUUCAUUAGUACAGUUAACCGCAUAAAACGUGUUACAUUUCUUACAUCGUACUGAUAUAAAAUAAAAUAAACGUACUCUUAAACAAAUGCGACUGUAAUGAAUUAGGGGUCAUGUUUAGACCACGACUAGUCGAAUGUUUUUCUUCUGAUAUAUUUUUUUAUAUUUUACUUUCAUAUUACAACAAAAGUAAUGAUUUUCCAAAACUCGUUACACUUUAGCAAAUUCGUCUCCAUUAAGUAAUAAAUUGAGAAUCUAAAGGUAAGCGUC
Cydia fagiglandana is the source of this 2878-nucleotide messenger RNA. It is a transcript of the gene Pi4KIIalpha, whose product is annotated as phosphatidylinositol 4-kinase type 2-beta. The coding region runs from base 139 to 1494 and encodes 451 amino acids. The transcript is spliced from 11 exons. Gene Ontology annotation, molecular function: 1-phosphatidylinositol 4-kinase activity. Gene Ontology annotation, biological process: endosome organization; phosphatidylinositol phosphate biosynthetic process; Golgi organization. The record is from RefSeq and is a predicted model, not a curated record. Gene Ontology annotation, cellular component: lysosomal membrane; plasma membrane; trans-Golgi network. Lineage: Eukaryota; Metazoa; Arthropoda; Insecta; Lepidoptera; Tortricidae.